This is a messenger RNA of Sinocyclocheilus grahami, 2529 nucleotides long. Its product is annotated as DEAD (Asp-Glu-Ala-Asp) box polypeptide 10. The coding region runs from base 149 to 2500 and encodes 783 amino acids. The transcript has 17 exons. Lineage: Eukaryota; Metazoa; Chordata; Actinopteri; Cypriniformes; Cyprinidae. The record is from RefSeq and is a predicted model, not a curated record. Gene Ontology annotation, molecular function: ATP binding; RNA helicase activity; nucleic acid binding.
CCGCUCCAGGUCGUUAGAUGGCGCUGAUGUACUUGAUCAGAAAAGCUCACUGCGAGUGCGAGCAAAACAUCUCGCGAAGUAAACGUUCACGCCACACGACACGUGUUGUUACGGCGUUACACACUACCUAGUCAACGAAACAGUGAAGAUGCGGGAGAAAAAGAGUAAAGAGGAGACACAGAUAACCGAUGACCCUGUGAAGAAUUUUGAGAAAUGGAAAAGGAAAUACAACAAAACAAAGAAAAUAGUCAAACGAGUUCAAAAGACCACUAAGAAACGCGACUGGGAGGUGGAGAGAGAAAACAUACAGAAGCUGGUGAAGAAAUACUCGGAGAUCAAUCCCAAAGAGGCUGUGAAGUUUUCUGAUUUUCCACUCUCAAAAAAGACUCUGAAAGGUCUUCUUGAGGCUCAGUACAGGCAGCCCACGGAGAUUCAGAGGCAGACGAUUGGCUUUACUUUGCAAGGGAGAGAUGUUCUUGGUGCUGCAAAGACAGGCUCUGGAAAGACUUUGGCCUUCCUCAUCCCGAUUUUGGAGUGCUUGUAUCGUGAACAAUGGACUGCGAUGGAUGGCCUCGGCGCUCUCAUCAUCUCUCCCACCAGAGAGCUGGCCUACCAGACCUAUGAGGUGCUGAGGAAGGUCGGCAAGAACCAUGAGUUUUCUGCCGGUCUUGUAAUUGGUGGAAAGGAUCUGAAAGAUGAAUCAGAAAAGAUCCAUCGGACAAAUAUCAUUAUCUGCACGCCAGGACGUCUGCUGCAGCACAUGGACGAGACGGCAACCUUUCAUGCUUCAAAUCUGCACAUGCUAGUACUUGAUGAGGCCGACAGAAUUCUGGACAUGGGUUUCACCGACACACUCAACGCCAUUGUUGAAAACCUUCCGACAACACGGCAGACCCUUCUCUUCUCUGCCACUCAAACCAGGUCUGUCAGAGAUCUGGCCAGACUGAGCCUGAAGAACCCAGAGUAUGUGUGGGUCCAUGAGCAGGCCAAGUUCAGUACUCCAGCGACUCUGGAACAGAACUAUGUGGUGUGUGAGCUGCAUCAGAAAGUCAACAUGCUCUUCUCGUUUAUGAGGAGUCACCUUAAGAAGAAGAUCAUAGUCUUUUUUGCCUGCUGCAAAGAGGUUCAGUAUCUGUUCCGGGUCUUCUGCAGGUUGCGUCCGGGUAUCUCCAUACUUGCUUUGCAUGGCAAACAGCAGCAGAUGAAGAGGGUGGAGGUUUAUAAUGACUUUGUUCGCAAGACCUCAGCCGUCCUCUUUGCCACAGACAUCGCUGCCAGAGGACUUGACUUCCCUGCAGUGAACUGGGUGCUGCAGUUUGACUGUCCUGAAGAUGCAAACACAUACAUCCACAGAGUUGGCAGAACAGCCAGGUAUAAGGAGGGAGGCGAAGCUCUUCUUGUCCUAUUGCCCUCGGAGGAGAACGGCAUGAUUGCACAGCUUCAAGAGAAAAGAGUUCCCAUUAACAAAAUCAAGGUGAACCCAGAGAAGUUGGUGUGUGUCCAGCAGAAGUUGGACGCCUUCCUUGCACAGGAGAAAGAGCAGAAGGAACGAGCACAGAGGUGUUUUGUGUCCUACCUCCGCUCAGUCUAUCUGAUGAAGAACAAAGACGUGUUUGAUGUUUUCCAGCUCAAACUCCCAGAAUAUGCUAUGUCGCUGGGUUUGGCGGUGGCCCCUCGGGUCCGUUUCCUCAACAAGGCCCAGCAACAAAAGAGUGGAGUGGCGCAGGAUGACAGUGGUGCUGCAGGACGCGUGUCUGAAGAUGAGCUGAAGAGUUUUAAAGCCCAACUCAAAGGAGAGUGUUCUAAGUCUCAGUCCUCACAGUCUGAGGAAGAAGAAGAAGAGGAUGAUGAUGAUGAGGAGAAGGAGUCAUUAAAGCCUGCAGCUCUGCUAUGUGGCUUUAAUGAAGAGGAUGAAGACGACCAGAAAGAUCUGGACCUACUGACUGUCAAGCGUAAAGAUGUGUUCAAUAUCAAUGAAGAGAGCCAGGAUGAUGAGGACACAGAUGCUAAGGCCGAGAAUAAGAAACAAAAGGAAUCCAAAUUCACAGAUGCAAAGAAAAUGCAGAAAAGAAACUUCAAGGUCAACACUAAGAAGAUCUUCACUGAGGAUGGCAAGGUGGUGCAGCAGUGGCCUCCAUUGCAGCGGGCUGUGGUACCAGAUGAAGAGGAGGACGAGGAGACAUCUGGCAUUAACAUGGAAGCAGCCAAAGAGCGGCUCCGCAAAGAAGACCAGGAGUUCGACAAGAUCGAGUAUCGUCGUAAAAUCAAGGAGAAACAUAGGGAGAAAAGACUGAAGGAGAAAGCAGCUCGAAGGGAAGCGAGCAAACAGCAUAAAGAGGAGAAAAAGAAAGCUGAUGAUGAUGACGAUGACGAUAUUGAUGAUGAUGAGGAGGAGGUGGUUGCAUAUCUGUCAGGUGCCGAUAAAGAAUUUGACCCCAGCACACUUCCUGACCCCGACAAAGUGUGCAACUCUGAGUCCUCCGAGGAGGAAGAAGGGUAAGAAUAAAGCUUUUGUAAACAACAUGAACG